Messenger RNA from Anastrepha obliqua, 2202 nucleotides. It is a transcript of the gene cry, whose product is annotated as cryptochrome-1. The transcript has 6 exons. Lineage: Eukaryota; Metazoa; Arthropoda; Insecta; Diptera; Tephritidae. Gene Ontology annotation, biological process: circadian regulation of gene expression; entrainment of circadian clock by photoperiod. The record is from RefSeq and is a predicted model, not a curated record. The coding region runs from base 358 to 2001 and encodes 547 amino acids. Gene Ontology annotation, cellular component: nucleus; cytoplasm. Gene Ontology annotation, molecular function: DNA binding; FAD binding.
CUACAACGUCAGCAGAACUAAAUGAGAAAGCAUAGAAAACUAACAGUAGGUCCAACGCUAAUUGCAUUUGCCAACAAGUGUCUGACACGAGAAGGUCGCUUCUGAGCGGAGCGCAAAAUUUUACAAAUCGCAACUGGAACUAAUACUGAGAGCUUCUAACCGAACCGAACUAAUACUGCAACAGCUUGGAAUUAUAAAUAUUCUAUAAUUCUAGUUAGGAAUGUAUUAGUGCCAAGUGCAGUGGGAGAGCAAUACAAGUAUGCUUAGAGGCGAAACAAAAACCAACAACUACUGCAUUGUGUAAGUGCAGAUCGCGUGUGAGCACCGGCGAAUACAGCAGUGUGCUACGAAUUAGUUAUGGCAAAGCGAGCGAAUGUUUUGUGGUUCCGCCAUGGGCUGCGAUUGCAUGACAAUCCGGCUCUAUUGGAGGCCAUUUCGGACAAGGCAGAGGGAAUUGCACUGAUACCGCUUUUCAUUUUUGAUGGCGAGAGUGCAGGCACCAAAACGGUUGGCUACAAUCGUAUGCGCUUCUUGCUGAAAUCCUUGGCUGAUAUCAAUAAUCAACUACAAGCCGUGCACAGCUCCGCAGGUGGUUUGGGCAAAUUGUAUCUAUUCCAAGGCAAUCCUACAGCCAUAUUUCGACGUUUGAAUGAUCAUUGUCAGCUGAAUAAAAUUUGUUUCGAACAAGAUUGUGAACCAAUCUGGAAUAGACGCGAUGACUCAGUGCGCGCUUUGUGUAACGAAUUGGGUAUUGAGGCAGUGGAAAAGGUCUCACAUACGCUUUGGGACCCUCGUACUGUCAUAAGCACGAAUGGUGGAAUCCCACCACUGACUUACCAGAUGUUUUUGCACACCGUAGAAAUAAUUGGUUUACCACCGCGUCCAGUGGAGGAUCCUGACUGGAAUGGAGUAGAGCUUUUACAACUACCUGAGAGCAUAUUAAUGGAGUUGAAUGCUUUUACACAGUUCCCCACACCGGAGGACAUGAACGUAUUUCCAGAUAAUGUUAGCUAUGUGGCAAAAGUAAAAUGGCGCGGCGGUGAGCAACAAGCCUUGCUGCAUCUCGCCGAGCGUCUUAAUGUCGAGGAGCACGCUUUCAAACACGGUUACUAUCUCCCAAAUCAAGCGCAUCCCAACAUAGUCGAAUCUCCGAAAUCGAUGAGCGCUCAUUUACGUUUCGGCUGCUUGUCAGUACGUCGUUUCUACUGGAGUGUACACGAUCUCUUCAAGAAUGUACAACUAGAGGCAUAUCAUCAAGGUAUACACAUGACUGGCGGUGAGCACAUCACUGGGCAGCUCAUUUGGCGUGAAUACUUUUAUACUAUGUCCGUAAAUAAUCCCUAUUACGAUCGCAUGGAGGGCAAUGAGAUCUGCUUGAACAUUCCAUGGGCAAAACCAGCUGCUGAUCAGCUGGAAAGUUGGCGUAGUGGCCACACGGGUUUUCCAUUGAUCGAUGCCGCGAUGCGUCAAUUGUUGGCCGAAGGUUGGUUACACCAUACACUUCGCAAUACGGUGGCAACCUUCCUGACACGCGGUGCACUCUGGCAAAAUUGGGAACAUGGCUUGCGACACUUUCUCAAAUACCUAUUAGAUGCUGAUUGGUCAGUGUGUGCCGGCAAUUGGAUGUGGGUCUCAUCGUCGGCAUUUGAGCGGCUGUUGGACUCCUCGCGGGUCUCUUGUCCCAUAGCUUUUUCGAAGCGUCUUGAUCCAAAGGGCGAAUACAUAAGACAGUAUGUGCCUGAAUUGGCGGCGGUGCCGCAAGAGUAUAUCCACGAACCUUGGCGCAUGCCGCAGGAACUCCAGGAGCGCUACGAAUGUCUAAUUGGUGUGCACUAUCCCGAACGCAUUGUCGACUUGGCCAAAAUGUCUAAGCGUAACACACUUGCUAUGCAAGCACUGAGGCACUCAUUGAUCGCCGAUGGCGCACCGGAUGAAGGACCACCCCACUGUCGUCCAUCCAACGAGGAGGAAGUGCGCCAGUUUUUUUGGCUGGUCGAUUAAAAAGCGAAAGUCUUAUCUUUCUUAACUCAUCUUAUCUUACCGAAUUUGUGUAUAAAGUUAAAAUUACUGGCUUAAAAUAUGGCCCUUUUUAAAUGUAUUUCACAUUAUAUCUGGAAUACUAUAUUACUUUAUUUACUAUGGAUAUAUACAUAAAUAUACCAAAUAUAUCAGUAGCAUGUUAGUCAACAAAUUUCUUUUAAA